AAAAAUCUAUAUGUCAAAAUAUGAAAAUUGCAAUAUAAAUUAGAUUUAUUUCAAUAUGUUAUAGAGCUUUAAUAAUUCACACCGAAAAAUUAGUUAUACAGUGACACACCCGUUGCGACAAGCCUCGCCCUACAAAAUAAUCUCACUUUAUGGACGUUUUUAAUUGAUCUUAAUUAUAACUAAUGCUAUAAUUUCCAAAAUGUUGUUAGACAUCAUAAUAAAAGCUUUAGAAGCUCCCUUGUAUACUUUUUAUCUUCAAUUUGGUUUCUUGCUCCUUUUGUUGUGGUUCAUAUUCUAUAACAAGCAUAAAACGAAUACAGUUUGUCCAUUGGAUGUUCAAAAAUGUAUUGAUUCGUGGCAACCUGAAGAACUUGUAAGUGAUGUGAAUUUAGAUAAUAAAUGCUUAUUUCCAAAAAUUGUUACUGGGCGUGUUGGACAUAAUAUAACAGUUGAGGGUAAAAAAUGCCUUAAUUUUGCUACCCAUGAUUAUCUUAGUUUACUAGAUAAUCAGUCUAUUAAUAAGGAUGCUAUUGAUAGCUUGUAUAAGUAUGGUGUAGGUUCUUGUGGACCUCGUGGUUUUUAUGGUACUGUAGAUGUACAUUUAGAGCUGGAGGAAAGACUGGCUAAAUACAUGAACAUGGAAGAAGCUGUUGUUUAUUCAUAUGGUUUCUCAACUAUUGCCAGUGCAAUACCGGCCUAUUCAAAACGCGGAGAUUUAAUAUUCAUUGACGAAAAAGUUAGCUUUGCAGCACAAAAGGGAUUGGAUGCAUCGAGGAGUACAGUUAUUUACUUCAAACACAAUGACAUGAAAGAUUUGGAAGAGAAAUUCAUACAACAAGAAAAAAAUGAUUUAAAGAAUUUAAAGAAGGCUACUCGAAGGCGACGAUUUUUAAUUGUUGAAGGAAUUUACAUGAACACCGGCAAUAUAUGCCCCUUGCCCGAGUUAGUUGAAUUGAAAAAAAGAUAUAAGGCUCGAUUAUUUGUGGACGAAACUGUAUCACUAGGUACACUUGGAAAAACUGGCAGAGGAGUGACAGAGUAUUUCAACGUAAAUAGAGACGACAUUGAUUUAAUUAUUGGAAGUCUUGAUUGGGCAGUUGCAUCUAUUGGUGGUUUUUGUGUGGGUUCAUCGUUUAUAGUGGAACAUCAAAGAUUAUCUGGUUUGGGUUACUGUUUUUCUGCAUCUUUGCCACCGCUAUUGGCUCGUGCAGCUAUAUCAGCAUUGGAUUAUUUUGAAGGCAAUUCACAUUUGUUCAAGAAUUUACAAGACCGUUGUAAACAAGUCCACAAUUCACUGCAGCAUUUAACGAAAUUGAAAGUGCAAGGAGAUGAGUUAUCACCAGUAAAACAUUUAUAUAUGCAAGAUGAUGACUUAUCAGUCGAGGAACAGGAUAAAUUUCUAACGGAUCUUAUAGAUAAGUGUGAAAACUCUGGUCUAGCACUAGUCAAGUCAGCAUAUUUAGAAAGUAUAGAGAAAUUUGUUCAACGUCCAAGUAUUCGUCUCACUGUAAAUAACACUCUAACAGCAAAGGAGAUUCAAUACGCAGCAGAAACAUUAGAACAAUUAUCAAGUGGAGUUUCUCUUUAUCAACAUUGAUAAAUAAGUACAUACCACAAGCUUAUCACUAUAUAGAUUAUUAUAAAUAUAUAAAAAUUAUAAAUUAAAGUCGAUUAUUGACAAUUAAAAUUUUUAACAAAA
Molecule: messenger RNA, 1699 nt
Organism: Ctenocephalides felis (cat flea)
Lineage: Eukaryota; Metazoa; Arthropoda; Insecta; Siphonaptera; Pulicidae
Gene: Spt-I
Product: serine palmitoyltransferase 1
Exons: 11
Coding region: 200-1597 (465 amino acids)
Biological process (GO): sphingosine biosynthetic process; ceramide biosynthetic process
Cellular component (GO): endoplasmic reticulum
Molecular function (GO): serine C-palmitoyltransferase activity; pyridoxal phosphate binding
Source: RefSeq, a predicted model, not a curated record